CGCUCCUCCUCAGCACCAUUCUUAUUUUCUUUCCUCCCCAGUCCAGCGCUCCUCUGGGGUUUCAAGCUCUAAGAACUUCAACCGACGUCCUAAUUGACGUUGCCCUGCCCUUGCCGACUCCGCCUGCUCCCGCAGUCCCCUGAUUGUGGUGGGCCGCCUCCGAUUACUGUCGCUUCGCGGAUACUUCGACCGCAACUAUAAAUCGCAUCCUCUCCUUCAGUUCACACGAUUGCCUUCUCGUCACUCCUUUUAUCUUUAUACGAUCCUAACCUACGCUUGCUUCGUUUCACCAGCGGUUAUACACGAAGUUAACUGUCAAACCUAGGGUCCGAUGUGCUUUAACCCGCCAUUCGCCACACCAUUCUGAUCGCGUUCUCUCGACUUUUGCCUGUGCCUUCUCAAAAUGGCUACAAACACAACUUUGCUCUAUGAUCUCCCUCCUCUCCCGGCGUAUCAAUUGACACCGCGCCCUUCGCUUGUUGAUGGAAUCCCAGACAAUAUCCUCGCGUUAAUCCUGCCGGUUGUUGCCUACUGGGCCGUGUCUAUGUUUUUCCAUGUCAUCGAUGUCUAUGAUUUAUUCCCGCAGUACCGUUUACAUACUCCGGCCGAAGUUCUUACGAGAAACCGCGCAUCUCGAUGGGACGUUGUACGAGAUGUCGUCCUGCAGCAGGUAGUUCAAACGCUCGCAGGCCUUAUCUUGGCCUACUUUGACGAGCAGGAAUACAUUGGACGGGAAGAAUAUGACGUUGCGGUUUGGGCGCGCCGGAUCCGUUUUGUACAAAGAGGUCUCCCCUACCUGUUGGCUUUGUUCGGUUUGGAUGCCUCUGGUGUGGCUGCGAACUUUUCUCGGAACGGACACAAGAUGCUAGCGGGAGCUGUUGCCGGUGGAUAUUACCCUGGUGCUACCCAGUCCAUUGUCUCCAGUGGUGGCAUUGAGACAGUUGUGCCUGCUUUUACCAACUGGGAAAUGUCUCUGGCAGCUUUCAUCUACUGGUAUUUCAUCCCGGCGCUGCAGUUCACCUGGGGUAUCUGUGUCGUGGAUACAUGGCAGUAUUUCCUUCACCGUGCAAUGCAUCUGAACCGUUGGCUUUAUGUUCACUUCCACUCGCGUCACCACCGCCUCUACGUUCCAUACGCCUAUGGCGCCCUCUACAAUCACCCAGUGGAGGGGCUCCUCUUAGACACCGUUGGAGCUGGGAUUGGCUUCCUGACAUCGGGAAUGACACAUCGCCAGAGCAUGUGGUUCUUCACCUUCUCCACUAUCAAGACUGUCGAUGAUCACUGCGGCUACGCUUUCCCUUGGGAUCCCCUUCAGCAUGCAACCACCAACAACGCUGCUUACCAUGAUAUCCAUCACCAAAGCUGGGGCAUCAAGACAAACUUUUCUCAGCCGUUCUUCACUUUUUGGGACCGCCUCUUCAACACCCAAUGGAAAGGCGAGGUGAAGCUCCGUUAUGAGCGGUCUCGAGAGGCCGCUGAAAAAAAGCUUAGCGAGGGAGGAAUGCAACAAGACUCGGAUAUGGAGAAUAGUUCAUCUGAUUUCGCGCAACCUAACGGGGAAGCUGCCGUUGUGUCCCCCGAGGAACCUUCGGACAGAGACGCAAGGACUCGCUUGCGCAAGAAGACCGCCAGCUUCUCUCCGUCUGUUGACUCGCUGAAGGGGGUUAACCAUGGUGUGCCCAGCAGUGUCUUAUAG
Molecule: messenger RNA, 1696 nt
Organism: Aspergillus nidulans FGSC A4
Lineage: Eukaryota; Fungi; Ascomycota; Eurotiomycetes; Eurotiales; Aspergillaceae
Gene: sur2
Product: sphingosine hydroxylase
Exons: 2
Coding region: 404-1696 (430 amino acids)
Biological process (GO): sphingolipid metabolic process; lipid biosynthetic process
Cellular component (GO): endoplasmic reticulum membrane; membrane
Molecular function (GO): iron ion binding; sphingolipid C4-monooxygenase activity
Source: RefSeq, a predicted model, not a curated record